Jaculus jaculus (lesser Egyptian jerboa) is the source of this 2933-nucleotide messenger RNA. It is a transcript of the gene Ndrg1, whose product is annotated as N-myc downstream regulated 1. Gene Ontology annotation, biological process: signal transduction. The coding region runs from base 151 to 1335 and encodes 394 amino acids. Gene Ontology annotation, cellular component: cytoplasm. NCBI's taxonomy places the organism in Eukaryota, Metazoa, Chordata, Mammalia, Rodentia, Dipodidae. The transcript has 16 exons. The record is from RefSeq and is a predicted model, not a curated record.
GCGGGGCCGCGGCGCUUAUAAAGUCAUCCCCGGCCGAGACAUAAACAAACCCCGCUCGGGCUCCGGAACGCACGCACGCACGCCCAUCCUCGGGUCCCGAGCCUCCGGCUGCUUUCUGUUCUCUUUGCAUUGGCAGGCGACAGCAGAGACAUGUCCCGGGAGCUACAGGACGUGGACCUCGCCGAGGUGAAGCCUUUGGUGGAGAAAGGGGAGACCAUCCCUGGCCUCCUGCAAGAGUUUGAUGUUCAGGAGCAGGAUAUUGAGACCUUACAUGGCUCCCUGCAUGUGACAUUGUGUGGGACCCCCAAGGGCAACCGUCCUGUCAUCCUCACCUACCAUGACAUUGGCAUGAACCACAAGACCUGCUACAACCCCCUCUUCAACUCAGAGGACAUGCAGGAGAUCACCCAGCACUUUGCUGUCUGCCACGUGGACGCCCCUGGCCAGCAGGACGGUGCCCCCUCCUUCCCUGCAGGGUACUUGUACCCCUCGAUGGAUCAGCUGGCCGAAAUGCUCCCUGGUGUCCUUCAUCAGUUUGGGCUGAAGAGCGUCAUUGGCAUGGGCACAGGAGCGGGGGCCUACAUCCUGACCCGCUUCGCGCUGAACAAUCCUGAGAUGGUAGAGGGUCUUGUGCUCAUGAACGUGAACCCUUGCGCCGAAGGCUGGAUGGACUGGGCUGCUUCCAAGAUCUCAGGAUGGACCCAAGCUCUGCCAGACAUGGUUGUGUCCCACCUCUUUGGGAAGGAGGAGAUGCACAAUAACGUGGAGGUGGUCCACACGUACCGCCAGCACAUCAUCAGUGACAUGAACCCCAGCAACCUGCACCUGUUCAUCAGCGCCUACAACAGCCGGCGAGACUUGGAGAUUGAGCGGCCCGUGCCAGGAGCGCACACCGUCACCCUGCAGUGCCCUGCUUUGCUGGUGGUUGGGGACAAUUCUCCUGCCGUGGAUGCUGUGGUGGAAUGCAACUCCAAGUUGGACCCUACAAAGACCACACUCCUGAAGAUGGCGGACUGCGGUGGCCUCCCACAGAUCUCACAGCCUGCCAAGCUCGCCGAGGCCUUCAAGUACUUCGUGCAGGGCAUGGGAUACAUGCCCUCUGCCAGCAUGACCCGCCUGAUGCGGUCCCGCACAGCCUCGGGCUCCAGUGUCACAUCCCUGGAUGGGUCCCGCAGCCGCUCCCACACCAGCGAGGGCCCCCGCAGCCGCUCCCACACCAGCGAGGGCUCCCGGAGCCGCUCCCACACCAGCGAGGAAGCCCACCUCAAUAUCACCCCCAACUCGGGGGCCACUGGCAACAGUGCCGGGCCCAAGUCCAUGGAGGUGUCCUGCUAGGCGGCCCGCCUGCCCGCCGCCCUGGACUGGUCUCCGUAGCGGCCGGCCUCCCCCCGGCCCUCCACCCCUGCCCGCCCGCGCUAACCGGUAUUAAUCUCCUGCUGCUUUUGUAAGAGUGAGCUCCGGAAGGAAGUGGCAGAUCCAGUCUGUCCAGGGCUCGUCCUGUCCAGGGACCAGGGUGGGCAGUGGUGGAGCAGCCUGGUGCCCUGUUCCCAUGGACGCGUGGCCCGAUGGCCCCUCCCUGUCCACCCUCAGAAGCCAAACUGCCAAAAACAAGAAACGUGUAGCUGUCAGAAGGUCACAGCUCUAAGCCCGGGCCAGCCCCACGUCCUGGUUCACAGGCAUUCUACCAGCCCUCUUACUUCCUGUUUCCUCCCUUCUUCCUGUUUCCUCCCGUCUAAAGACAGACUGACUCAUUCCUGGAAACAAAGUGGCUUCUGAUUGGAGGCAGGGAGGGAGUUGGAUGUCUCUCAAGUAAGGACAACAGGAAAGGGAAGAAAGGCAGAAUCUAGGAGAGGCAUUUGGAAAAAAACAAGUUCACUUGAAAGAAUUGGUUUUAUAGUGAGUGCGUAUUGGGACCUCUGGUGUGGAAGCCCUUAAGGCUGUUUUCUUUCUGGUAGCCUUUGCAAUGUAUAAGGAGAGCAGCAAUAAGCAGAGAAAACUGUCUUGGCUGAUGUUUGGUGUCACCAUAAUUUCAGACUCUUGUCGCGCUGUCUGCUUGCUGCCCUUGGCUUCCACCCCACCUUGUGGAUGAGUGGGUUGCGUCUUUAUUUGUUCACGGGGAAGGUCGUUAAGACUUGUAGUUGCAGCCUCUGAAACGGAGGGAGACACUCCAGUGAGUGUCCUGGGCUGGGUUGAAUCUUCAGGCAGGGGGUUGGGGGGUGGGAUGGGCAUGGGAUGUGGUGACCAGUGUUAAGUGUGGCACUGCCAGAAUCCAUUGGGUGUUGACUUUUCGAGGAUCCCACUGUCCCAGGAUUCUUUCGUGAUUGAGUCAAGCCCAGUUUCCCAUCACUGACAUCUGAAGCUAACUCUGAUCUUGAUGGCUAAAUGUCUCUCUCCCAGCUAGGAACAGUUAGCAAGAAUAGUUCUUGUGGGGACUAGGGAUUCAUGUGGGGAGUGGACUGAUAAAAUUAGGGUUCUGGAACCUAAAAAUUCCUUCUCUUGCUGUCCCUUCUUCCUGACCUUCUAACUUGUGGAACAGGGAGGUACCACUGACCCUUCUGAGUGACACCUGCCUAACGUCCAGCUCCUGUAACUGAUGCCUUUUGAUGUUCAUUAUGGCUAACCUUGGACUUUGCUGUAGGAAGUAUGAUCAGUCCCCUGAGCUUGGGAAAUCAGCUGCUAGAGCCUGGUGAGUUCCAGGACUCUGGAGUUGGUAGAGGGAAAUAGUCAUGCCUGUAGGUGGUUUGAAAGGCAAUGACUCAGUUUACCUGCCGAUCACCACCUGGGAGGCUUCCUCUGACCUUGUGUAAAAGGAUUGGGGACCCAGGCAAGGGGGCCUAAAUGCAGAACAGAAACCGCUAUACACGUCUUUCCAGAGAAGUUUCUUAAUGAGAUGUUUGUAUUUAUUUCCAGACCAAUAAAUUUGUAACUUUGCA